Messenger RNA from Vespula vulgaris, 1132 nucleotides. It is a transcript of the gene Hr83, whose product is annotated as nuclear receptor subfamily 2 group E member 1. The record is from RefSeq and is a predicted model, not a curated record. Gene Ontology annotation, biological process: cell differentiation; regulation of transcription by RNA polymerase II; anatomical structure development. Gene Ontology annotation, molecular function: RNA polymerase II cis-regulatory region sequence-specific DNA binding; nuclear receptor activity; zinc ion binding. Bases 1 to 1092 code for a protein of 363 amino acids. NCBI's taxonomy places the organism in Eukaryota, Metazoa, Arthropoda, Insecta, Hymenoptera, Vespidae. The transcript has 6 exons.
AUGGUUUUUAACGUAGGAAGAACAUUGCCCACGCCUGUCGCUUGCAAAGUUUGCGGUGAUCGUUCUUAUGGGAAGCAUUAUGGCGUUUAUUGCUGCGAUGGUUGUUCAUGUUUCUUUAAAAGAUCCGUACGUCGUGGCACACUCUUCACCUGUAUAGCGAGUACAGGAACUUGUGCCGUUGAUAAAACGCGAAGAAAUUGGUGUCCACAUUGUCGAUUGAAGAAAUGUUUUUCCGUCGGCAUGAACACGGCAGAUUUUAACUAUCAACAAAUAAAACUGCUUAUAGCUGUUCAAGAAGAAAGAGGACCUCGUAUACGAAAUCGAACUAUUUCAUCGUCGAAUAACAAUAAUUCAGACAUCAUUUGGAAAUCGAGAAACAAUCCAAGUGACUCUUGUAAACGACAUCUAAAUACAUUCGAAAUUCCUCUAAUAUUUAAAACAAAUACGAUGAGUACAUCCAUAAAAUCAUUUUACGAGCCACGAACGGACAACGAAGCUUUACUUCCUGCAAUCUUGCGACACGUACAACCGCCGAGAUUCAUUGCACCUGGUGAUGCCAUUAGAUAUGAAAUUUCGGCACAAAUAUUUCUCGCUACGAUACGUGGAGCUCGACGACAUCGAGAUUUUUCAAUUCUCGAUAUCGAAGAACAAAAUGUGAUUCUUCGGAAAGCAUGGUCAGCAGUAUUCGUUUUACGUGCCGCUACUUGGCCUUUCGAUCUAACGAAUCUCGGUAUUACAAAUGUAACAGGAAACGAAAAUGCUUUCGUUUUUUUACAAGCAGCACGUACUACGAUCUCUAAUUUGCAUCUCGAUGACACUGAACUGUCCAUUUUGGAGACUUUCGCUUUAUGUCGACCUGAAAUCGCCCGAACUACAGACAGCGUUCGAUUGAUAAUGAAAGCGAGAGAAUCAGCUGUGGAAACUUUCAUCGGCCAUCUUCGAAAACACGGUGAUCGUGGUCAUAGAUUAACGCAAAUUAUGUUUCUAUUACCUAUCCUUACUGGAUGCUGUCCUGGAGAAUUAUCUAAUGAUCUUUUCGCGCCUAUAAUCGGUAAUAUCGAUCUCGAAAGAGUAAUAGCAUCGAUACGAUAAUCGAUAGAUCGAUCCUAAUUGAAUACAAACGUAGAAAAUA